CAACCGCCGGUCAAAUUGAUAGACAAGAAGAGAUGAGGAAGCAUAUUCGUGGAAAAUGAAAAGUGUGCAGCAACUGACCCCAUUUCAACAUGUCGCAAUCUUUGGACGCUGGCGCUUUACUCUCUUCAUCCUCGCCGCUUGAUCCAAUGGACGAGGGAGUGAUUGAUGAUAAGGAAUUCGACAUUCCCCAAGUAGACACACCUCCCACCUUGGAGAGCAUCCUCAAUGAGCUGGAGGAUGAGGAGGAGCCAUUUGUGCUGGAAGAUACGUGUGUGCUGAACACUGAAAAUAUUGAUGCUCAUUCCUGCGAUACUGCUUCUCUUGCCAGCUCUGACAGUGGGGACCCGGCUCACUUCAAACGGAAGAAGAAGGCGGGGGAAUGGAAAGCGGCCAUUCAUGGAUCGGUUCUACGACACAGCGUACUUCAGGGCAUUUCUGCGCAGAUCGUCUCCGCCGCGGACAAGGUUGAUGCUGGGUUACCAACUGCGAUAACGCUUGCCGGCGUGAUUGUGGUGGGAACGUCUCACGGUCUGGCUUUGGUCUUUGAUAACAACCAAGCGUUGAGACUGUGUCUUGGAACAAAAACGACGGGUGCAGAGUUUGGCGCAAUCUCUGCCCUCAGCAUCAACAACGAUUGCUCAAGACUUCUCUGUGGCUUUGCCAACGGACAGAUGACCAUGUGGGAUCUGGCCAACGGGAAACUGCUUCGAACUAUCACAGACGCGCACCCUCCGGGCACAGCGAUUCUUCACGUAAAGUUCACCGAUGACCCAACUCUGGCAGUAUGCAGUGAUAGCGGUGGAUCCGUUUUUGAGCUGGCUUUCAGGAGAGUCAUGGGCAUGCGUUCGUGUGACUCGAGAUGUCUCUUCAGUGGUUCCAAAGGGGAAGUUUGCUGCAUUGAACCGUUGCGCGCGUAUCCAGACUUCAGCGAGCACCCGAUAUGCCAUUAUUCUAUGUUGGCUUUGGCUUCCCUCACAAAGAUUCUGGUUAUUGGACUCAAGCCCUCCCUCAAAGUUUGGAUGACCUUUCCCUACAGCAAGUCGGAACCAUCCAGCGUCCCGCAGCUCGCGUGGCACUUUGUGUCUGUCCAAAUGGCCGUCCACCCGUUCUUAGCUUUUUCGAAAGGAGAUACCGUCCACUUUCUCAUGAUCAAAAGAGAGGAGAUGGGUGCCAUCCAUGUCAUCAAACAGAGACAUAUUCAUCUCAGCUGUGAUAUUAUCAGUUUGAAUUGGAUUAACGGUCGCACUUUAGUCCUGGUCGACAGCCACGAGAAGCUCCAGGUUGUGGACCGUCCCAGUCAGGAGAUUUUGGAGAUUUUGGACUUGGAGCAGGUGCAGCUGGUAUACAACAGCCGCCAUUUCAAAUCGCUGGCCACAGGAGGAAAUGUUUCCCGGGCUUUGGCUUUAGUUGGAGAAAAGGCUUGCUACCAGUCCAUUUCAAGCUAUGCGGGACAGAUGGUCUGUUUGGGCACCAAGUCAGCCCAUUCCAUGACGCUCAGAACCUGGAGAGAGCGCAUCGACUGUUUGUUGAAGCAGGAACAUUUUGUUGAAGCUCUCUCGCUGGCCUGGUCCUUCCAUGAGCGAACAGCUAAGGCUGUGAUUGGCUUGUGUGGAGAUCCUGUGAAAAGAAGGGGAAUUGUCGGUGACAAGAUGGUGGAGAUACUGCUGCUCUUUGCCGAUCACGCCAUGAACAAGUGCCCCGAACAAGGCAGAAUCCAAGUGAUGGAGCAACAUUUUCACGAUGUGAUUCCUACACUGAUCGAUUUCUGCCUGUUGUUACAAAGGCCCGAUCUACUAUUUGAGCAGCUUUACGCCGGGCUCGCCGAGAACGCGGUCGCCAAGGGUGUUUUCCUGGAAUCGCUGGAGUCCUAUGUCGUUACGGAGCGGCUCGGUCACCUCCCCACGCCUAUUAUGAAGGAUCUCCUGGCCCAUUACCACAGCAAUGCUUUGAUGGACAACUUGGAGAGAUGCAUCGUCCGUCUGGAUGUCACAAGCCUGGAUAUACAGCAGGUGGUUCAAAUCUGUUGGGAAAACCAACUGUACGAUGCUAUGAUCUACGUGUUCAACAGUGGCAUGAAUGACUACAUCACACCAAUGGAGAAGCUUUUUGCUGUGAUUGCUCCACCGCUUCGGGAGGGAAGGAGCUUAACAGCUGAACAAGUGGUGAUGGGAAACAAACUUUUGGUGUAUAUCAGUUGUUGUCUGGCAGGAAGAGCAUAUCCCCUGGGAAACAUCCCCGAGGAUCUUGUGGUUCAGGUCAAGAUUCAGGUAUUUGAGUACCUGAUUGUGCUCCACACAGGGGAGUCCUCAUCCUCAUCUGAUGCUUACCCUCUUAUUCAUACCCUCCUCCACUUUGACACUCGAGAAUUCCUUAAUGUGCUCGCCAUGACAUUUGAAGACUUUCAAAAUGACAAGCAAGCCAUCGAGUACCAGCAGAGGAUAGUGGACAUUUUACUUCAGGUGAUGGUGGACAACCCAGACUUUACACCGUGCCAGGUGGGCGGCCUUUUUGCCUUUUUGGCCCGGCAGCUGUCCAAACCGGACAACACGCUUUUUGUCAACAGAAAAUUAUUUGAUCAGGUGUUGGAAUUCCUCUGCAGACCAGACGACGUCUCUCGACACGCUGAACGACAGCAGGUUCUGCUGCAGCUGCUCCAGGUUGGAGGAGUGGUCCAGUUUGAUGAAGAAAAGCUGUUGACUUUGUCGCAGAGAGCCACGUUCUACCAAAUUUUGGAAUUUCUCUACGAGAAGAAACGUAUGUACGACAAGACCAUCGACUGCUACCUAAAAGACCCUCUGAGAAAGGGCGAGAUCUUCAGCUAUAUGGAGCAACUGAUGUCCACGUCGAGCCACACAUCCCAGGAGAAAGAGACCGUGAAGAAGAAAACGCUCCGACACAUUCAGGAUCUGAUCAUCUUUGAUACGAGCAAAUCCGCCGACCUGGUUGUGUGUCACUUUGCUGAAGAAGUGGAUCAAAUUCUUUGCGCUCUCCCGGAUGGCAAGCUGCUUUUCAACUUUUUGACCUCAUUCAUGGAGUCAUGGGAGCGUCAUUAUCCAGGGACCAGCCUUCCUCUGGAACAUGAUCUUCACACGCGUCUGCUGGACCUACUGUGCCGCUUUGCCCCUCAACAGCUCUUGGCUUUCCUUCAAAGCUCACCGCACUACAGAUUGGAGGAAGCGAUUCAAAUCACGGAGAAGUACUGUCACAGCGAAGCCACAGCUUAUCUGCUUGAGAAGAAGGGAGACUGCAAUGGAGCCUUUGCAGUUUUGUUGGAGGCGUUCAAAGAGCAGCUUUCGCUACUGACCGCUGACACCAGCGGAGGGCCGAAGGAAGACGACAAAGAAAACCAGUGCAUGGUAUUGAAGAGGGUGGAACAUUCCCUCGAUACCAUCAUUGCUUUGGGUCGGCGCAACUCCAAGAAACUCCAGCCGCCGCAAAUCAAGGAGCUGUGGUUUUCAUUAUUGGAGACAUUGAUGACUCCCCAGAAACAGGUCUUAAAGGAUCUGACAAUGAACGUUCUCAACAGUAUGAGCAGCUUGGUUUCAAUGCCUGCUAUCAUCCAGCAGAUACUGCAGAGUCCCGUUUAUGAGAAAGGACAACUUGCAGAGAUCCAAGUCCUUAUCCUUGGAAUGCUUGACACCUUCAACUAUGAACAGACUUUAUUUGAAACAACAACGAGUCUGUUAAAUCAUGACCUGCACUGGUCCUUGGCUCAUCUGCGCACGGCCGUCACAAAGGGACUCCACCCCAGACAAGACUACUGCAACAUUUGCCUGCAGCAGUACAAGAGGUGGCAGGACCCAGCUGAGCAGAUCCUUUUAUUCAGCUGUGGUCACCUAUACCACAUUCAGUGCAUGCAGCAGCAGCAAACUAUGGACUGUGGCUUGGGAGGUGCUUCAGAGCAGCAGCAGCGGCGGCGGCAGCAGCAGCAACAGCAGGAGCAGCAGCAGCAGGAGCAGCAGCAGCAGCAGCAGCAACACCAGCAGCAGCAGCAACACCAGCAGCAGCACCAGCAGCAGCAGCAGCACCAGCAGCAGCAGCAGCAGUGGAGCUGCUACAAGUGUUCCACCAUCCAUCGAGGAAAAGGCGGGCAGUAUAGUAUACCAAAGAGAGUUCGGAGUACAUCCCUUGCACAGACUCGACUUUCAUCCCUGCAUCACGAUGAAGCUCGUCGAAAGAAGGUUUUGGAGGAGGUCACGCUGGAUUUUCAACAAGAGCAGUCGUGGGAUCAGCUGCGUUGUUUAUACAAAGGGCCAUCAAGGUUGGCCAUCCUGACGGAGCUCUCUCAGCGCCACAGCAGUGAUCGAGCAGGGACACUCAUUCAAGCCCAUCCGGCACAAGAGGUUUUGAGUCUUAAACUGUCUCCUCCACCUCUGUUGGAAGAAUAGCAAGUACACGCAACAUAACGUGAAAAAGGCAAAGAGCAUGAGAGAAAGAAGGCUUCAACGCAGCAUCCUACAAGACAGCGCCACGGAUCAUGGUUUACCUGGUCACCCGCCUCAACAGUAACUGCCACCACCGUGCCAGGCAUUGGCGACCGCAGGAUGCUGCUGGUAUCUUCGGGAACUUUAUCUGGCAUGUAAGUGUUUAACUUGGCAGCCAACUUGGACAGAAUGCGAACCUUGAACUGCAGAAAUAGAAAAGGGUUGAACACAAUUAAGGUUGGAAUCCGCAUCCUAUGAAUAAUUUCAACUGGAAACAUUCAUCCCACUUUUGACACAAUUAAGGUUGGGAUCCGUAUCUUAUGAAUAAUGUCAACUGGAAACAUUCAUCCCACUUUUGACACUGAUGUGGAUCUCUGCACGCAAUUCCAAAUGACCUCCAUUGCUAAGGGCAGAUAGCAUCAAUUAAACCUCAACAAAAACAAAGCAGUGGUUCCCAGCUUUUCCAAUCCUUCAAUCAUGACCGACAUCCCCAGCGUGCACAUUAACAGAUGCAUUUCAUUGAGCUGAAUACAUCAAAUGAUCCAGGUCAAA
Syngnathus typhle (broad-nosed pipefish) is the source of this 4976-nucleotide messenger RNA. RefSeq names its product VPS8 subunit of CORVET complex (gene vps8). Gene Ontology annotation, molecular function: protein binding. Gene Ontology annotation, cellular component: HOPS complex; early endosome; CORVET complex. Bases 90 to 4388 code for a protein of 1432 amino acids. The record is from RefSeq and is a predicted model, not a curated record. Gene Ontology annotation, biological process: protein targeting to vacuole; endosomal vesicle fusion. Lineage: Eukaryota; Metazoa; Chordata; Actinopteri; Syngnathiformes; Syngnathidae. The transcript is spliced from 46 exons.